Mesocestoides corti is the source of this 1593-nucleotide messenger RNA. NCBI's taxonomy places the organism in Eukaryota, Metazoa, Platyhelminthes, Cestoda, Cyclophyllidea, Mesocestoididae. The record is from the annotation of a GenBank genome assembly.
UUAAACGGCCUGAGAGACUUGGGUUUUAAUUCUGUUAUUUACUGUUUGCAAUUUAGUGAUUUCAUAAUUCUCCCUGGUUACUUGGACUUUAUGGCAAAUGAUGUCGAUCUUUCUACCCGUCUUACAAAAAAUAUUGACAUGAAACUUCCGUUCAUCUCCUCGCCUAUGGAUACCGUAACAGAGUCCAAUAUGGCUAUUGCAAUGGGUAAAUAUGAACAAGGCUUUAUUAUGGAUCCAAUUGUCCUUGGGCCGAACAACACUCCCGCUGAUGUCCUCCAGAUCAGAAAGGAUCAUGGAUUUAGUGGUAUUCCAAUCACAGACACCGGCUUGAUUGGUGGUCGUCUCCUUGGUCUGGUUACGCUUCGUGAUAUCGAUUUUUUGGAUGACAGUCAACUUAACUGCCCCGUUACAUCGGUCAUGACACCCUUCGAUUCGCUUGUCACCGCAUAUCAUGGCAUACAUCUAUCCGACGCCAACAAAAUUAUGCAGAAAAGCAAAAAAGGCAAGUUAAAGCUUCAUGGUAGCAAUGUUCAUCUAACUGCGUCGGGUACUUUAUUUGGCUCUGGUCUCCGUAUGGCUAUGUCAGUGUUUUGUGUUCUUAUUUUAGGGAAGCUUCCAAUUAUAAAUGAAAACAAUGAGCUGAUAUCUAUCAUAUCUCGAACUGACUUGAAAAAGAAUCUAAAAUAUCCUCUUUCUUCAAAAGAUUCCAGGAAGCGAAUUUUGGUUGGCGGAGCUAUCUCGACGCAUGCCGAUGGGUGGGAUCGCGCGGAGGCUUUGCUUAAUGCGGGCGUUGAUCUCCUACUUUUGGAUUCUUCCCAAGGCAAUAGUAUUUUCCAGCUGGACAUGCUGAGGCGUCUGAAGUCGGCCUAUCCCCACGUUGAUGUUAUUGCUGGCAACGUUGUGACCUGUGCCCAGGCGAAGAACCUAAUCGACGCCGGCGCGGACGCCCUACGUGUUGGAAUGGGCAGUGGCUCCAUCUGCAUCACACAGGAAGUUACUGCUGUUGGUCGUUCGCAAGCCACUGCUGUUUACAAGAUGCGGCAGAUCCCUGUUUUAGCUGUUGUCCAGUGUAGGGGUCCGGCCGGUCGUCAGCCGUUUCGAAGCCCCGAACACGUGUCUGAAUACGCGCGUGCUUACGACGUGCCGGUCAUAGCUGACGGCGGCAUCUCUGCAGUGGGGACUAUCGUGAAGGCCCUUGCGCUGGGCGCCUCCACUGUGAUGAUGGGGUCUCUCGUUGCAGGCACCACGGAGGCACCCGGCGAAUACUUCAUCUCGAAAGGCUUCCGCGUCAAGAAAUAUCGCGGCAUGGGCAGUCUCGACGCCAUGUCUUCGAACCAGUCUAGCCAAAACCGAUACUUCUCAGAGCAUGACACAGUGAAGGUAGCUCAAGGUGUGUCUGGAAGCAUCAUGGAUCGUGGCUCCAUUCACCAGCUCAUCCCGUACCUCGCCGCUGGUCUGAAGCACGGCAUGCAGCAGAUUGGCGCUCGGUCUCUCAAAGCCCUUCGCGACCAGAUGGUGUCCGGUCAGCUGCGCUUCGAGCGUCGCAGCCCCUCCGCUCAGCUCGAGGGCUCCGUCCACAGUCUCCACUCGUAA